This is a messenger RNA of Tetranychus urticae (two-spotted spider mite), 2178 nucleotides long. It is a transcript of the gene Nprl3, whose product is annotated as GATOR complex protein Nprl3. Lineage: Eukaryota; Metazoa; Arthropoda; Arachnida; Trombidiformes; Tetranychidae. Gene Ontology annotation, cellular component: GATOR1 complex. Gene Ontology annotation, biological process: positive regulation of autophagy; negative regulation of TORC1 signaling; cellular response to amino acid starvation. The record is from RefSeq and is a predicted model, not a curated record.
UUUAACACAUGUAUUUGGUUGAUUUUUUUUUGUCUUGAAAGCCAAAAAAUAAUGGAUAUUGAUGUUGUUUACAAUAAUUGAUUUAGUCUUUCUGUUUUAAUUUUUUCUUAUUAAAUAUUAGUUUAAAAUUUAUAAUUUAUAAUUUAUUACCCCUUAUCUUUUCCAGUUUUGCCUGUCUUUUUCUCUUCAUCUAUUCUUCUGUUUUGGUAUGUCUUCAAUCUGUAACAGAAGUAAAACUGAUUUUAGUCCAAACUCACCGGAUCGAGAUGGAUUUCUUCUUGGCAUAUUUCUGGUUAAAGCUGGCUCUAUUGGAGGUGACAGUUUAUUAUUUCGUUAUCCUUACACAAUCGAUGAUGAUACCGUUGCUCCAUCAAAGCAAGAAAAAAAGAGUAAAAACCCAUUUGCUUUGGUUGUUGAGAAUGUAAACAAUGGACAUUCAUCAGGCCCUGUUGAAGAUAACUGCCGAACAGUUUUCACACAUUACACUCUAGGUCCUUCGUCCAGACCCAACAAACCUUCAGCAACAUACUGUUUUGAAUUGGAUCCUGUAGCAAGCUCUACUGCUGCUGCAGCAUCAGCCGAUAUUUAUUUAGAAACUGUAGUUAAACUGCCUGAUCGGGUUGUAUCCACCCUGUUCGCUGUCAAAAAUGAGUUAUGUGGUGCAAAAAUAGAGAUCAAGAUAAAUGAUGUACGUUUUGUUGGUCAUCCACUGUUAAUUGCUCAAGAUCAACCUCAAUCACCAACAUCACAACCUACCUCGAAAAGCAAAGAUAUUGUAGCCUUCAACGUUGUUUUUGCUCUUAGAGCUAAUGCUAGUCAUGAAGUCGUCAAUAGUUUUCACAAAUGUAGCCAACUGAUAGCGGCAGCACUUAAAAAAGAAGAAGAUGACAAAGCUUACCUCAGUAAAGAGGCUAAAUCCAUGUUGACUGUUCAUGACGAAGCUUCAUCACCGUCUGACGAGCCAAGAACCUCACCUUAUUCCCUGAUCCUGCAAAGAAGUCAACUUGCUGCGGAUUUGAAAAAAAUAUUUGAAGAUCUUAAAUUUUAUGGCACAGUGCAAUUGAAGCUGAAUAAAUCCUCCGAUCUGAACUUGUGUAUACCUCAAACAGUUCACCGAUUAACUUUGAAAUAUCAUCGUUCAGUUCCUUUAAUUGGACCAAGAGAAUUAAAUAAUUGUUUUGGCUCUCUUCGUGCAUAUCACGCUUUAUUAUUAUUGAGGGAUCCUCAGACAAUUUUCGACUCAAUCUCUGAAAAUCGGCCAAUAUUCAAAAGGAUACUUCACGCCGCAGCACCUACUAAAAACCUUGGUCAACUCGCUCGAGAUGCUCAACUUUCAUUCGAGAAUGUUUGCAAAGCUACCUGCCAACUUGUUUAUUGGGCUAAAGCAACAUUGAUCUAUCCAUUAACUGAAAGCAAUGUUUAUGUUAUCCAUCCUUUAGCACCAACUCAAGUUGAUUGUCCUUUGGUCGAAAAGUUUCGUGCAACUUUCAACAAUUCAAAUUUGCUCAGAUUUCUUAGUGAGUUUAGUCUUGGUACAAGCAUCGACCAACUUAGAAAUCCUCUCCAUAACUCAGAGCAACAGAUACAACUGUUUAAUCAAAUUGUUUGGCUUCUGAAGCAUCGUUUAAUUUCACAAUUGCAUACUUAUGUUUAUUUACUGCCAGUUAAUUCCAGUCCCUGUUUGACAAAGAAAUCCAUUCCUGACAGGACUAAUGACACCGCUAAAGGCGACGAACAUCAACAAACCUUCAAUGAGCGACGCUUUUCCAAUUUUAACUCUGGCGAUUCUCUGAGUAUUCUAUCCAAUGAUGAUGAUGUUGAUUCUGAAAACGAUUAUCUUGUGAAUGAUGCAUCAUCUCUCUCAAUCAAUUACGAAAGGGCCAUACAUCUGCUUAGGGAGCUUGGCUUAAGAGACUAUGAAUGUGAAAGCAUAUGUCAAGUUCCGGCUUCAAAAAAUUAUGAAGAUUUAACUUUAUUCGCCAAAUUGUGCCAUUAUUUUGAUGGAAAACAUCAUCUUGAAUAUAUUAUGCACCAUGAGAAUGUGAAACGUUCACAGCUUUUGGCUAUUAUAGAUAAAUUUCGUGAUGUCCUCUUCACAUGUCAACACGAAGAUAAAACUAUUUUUCAAUUAUGUCCAUACCUAUACGAAUAAAUCACUACAUUAACUUUCUACUAAAA